Molecule: messenger RNA, 825 nt
Organism: Trypanosoma rangeli
Lineage: Eukaryota; Euglenozoa; Kinetoplastea; Trypanosomatida; Trypanosomatidae
Product: S-adenosyl-L-methionine-dependent methyltransferase
Exons: 1
Coding region: 1-825 (274 amino acids)
Biological process (GO): mitochondrial respiratory chain complex I assembly
Cellular component (GO): mitochondrion
Molecular function (GO): S-adenosylmethionine-dependent methyltransferase activity
Source: RefSeq, a predicted model, not a curated record
AUGAUUCCACCCAAUGUCGAGUCUGUGCAGAUAUGCUGUGACGAAGAGGAGACGGAUCCCUUCGGUGUCCCUGAGCGGACCGUGGACAUGGCGGUGUCGUGUCUCUCCAUGCACUGGGUCAACGACCUUGAAACGGCCAUGGUGAAUAUCCGCAGGGUUCUGAGGAAAGACGGCUUUAUGCUGCACUCUAUGUUUGGUGGCAAUACCCUUUAUGAGCUCCGCGAGUUUUUCUCCAUGGCGCAAACGGAAGUGCUGGGCAGGGUAUUGCCGCACAUUUCGCCCAUGAUUGAUGGUGCUGGGUUGUCAACGCUUGUGCUGCAGACCGGGUUUAAUCUCCCCAGCAUUGACGUGGAUCGUCACCUACUGCUGUACCAAACACCGUUCCACCUUAUGGAGUAUCUAUCAGCGAUGGGGGAAAGCGCGUGCCACUACAAGCGCCAUCCUUUGAACCGCGAUGUGCUGCUUGCGGUGUGUGCCACGUAUGACGCCAUGUACGGAAAAAACGAACUCAUUCCUGCAACGUUUGAAAUGUUUCACACCAUCGCAUGGAGCCCUAGUCCAACACAGGCAAAACCGCUUGAGCGAGGUAGCGGCAUGGUGCCUCUUUCUAGUUGGAACUCGCACAGCCGGAAGCGGCUACAGGAGCUUCUGGAUGAGUUUGCGCAAAAUCUGGACGAUGAGGCGCUGCAAUCACGGGCGGAAGACCUGUUCCAGCAGCUGCAUGAGGAGAGUGUGGCGUUGCUUGAGCAGAAAGGCCUCGAUGUGCGGAGGCUGGACAAGCGUCCGCGACGAGGAGGCACGAGAGAUAGAAAAACGCAAGCCUGA